AUAUGCAUGCCCUUAUACCGUUUAACACUCUGGGUCCACCUUCAAGACUCUGGGCUGUGGAUCAAGCGAACCACCACUCCUCUUCCAAGUAUCAUUUUGACAGGUUCUUUUGGAGGAGCUCCUUCUUUUUUUAACCCAUCCUUUUAAACAAAAUGGCACCAAAGAAGGACGUGAAGAAACCUGCUGCUGCUGCUGCCCCUGCCCCUGCCCCGGCACCUGCGCCGGCCCCAGCCAAACCCAAAGAAGAAAAAAUCGAUCUCUCUGCCAUUAAGAUCGAGUUCUCUAAGGAACAGCAGGAUGAAUUCAAGGAGGCAUUUCUCCUGUUUGACAAAACAGGUGAUAGCAAGAUCACCUUAAGCCAGGUUGGUGAUGUCCUUCGGGCACUGGGCACAAAUCCCACCAAUGCAGAGGUCAAGAAGGUUCUGGGGAACCCCAGCAAUGAAGAGAUGAAUGCCAAGAAAAUUGAGUUUGAACAAUUUCUACCCAUGAUGCAAGCUAUUUCCAACAACAAGGACCAGGGAACCUAUGAAGAUUUUGUUGAGGGUCUGCGUGUCUUUGACAAGGAAGGCAAUGGCACAGUCAUGGGGGCUGAACUCCGCCACGUACUAGCCACCCUGGGUGAAAAGAUGAAAGAGGAAGAAGUAGAAGCCCUGAUGGCAGGUCAAGAAGACUCCAAUGGCUGCAUCAACUAUGAAGCUUUUGUCAAGCACAUCAUGUCUAUCUAAACGGAGCUCUCAAGAACAAGUAUUGUUUAGGAAGACUGGCUGGAGUCCACUUUUAGUAACAUCCAUGACUAACUGUCCAGAUCUGUUUACCAUCUUUCAGAGAAACAAAAGCAAUCUGGAUCACUCUAGACUGAAGGACUUUCUGAAUUUUUAUACACCUUAAGUUUUUCUCUGAAAUAUAUUCAUACCACACAAACCAAAUGUCUGUUGCUCUAGACAACAAAAAUAAAAUAUUGGCAAUCUCAUAUCAAAGCAAUACUCUUUAUUAUCUACCAUGGGUCAACAGGCAUCCUUAAAAUAUCAUAUCAAUAAAAAAUAUUGGUCAGUCUGAAA
This is a messenger RNA of Marmota flaviventris (yellow-bellied marmot), 1058 nucleotides long. It is a transcript of the gene Myl1, whose product is annotated as myosin light chain 1. The record is from RefSeq and is a predicted model, not a curated record. Lineage: Eukaryota; Metazoa; Chordata; Mammalia; Rodentia; Sciuridae. Gene Ontology annotation, cellular component: contractile muscle fiber; myosin II complex. Gene Ontology annotation, molecular function: calcium ion binding.